AUGUCUGUCGAUGCACUUGCUGACAGCGUGGCUGCGACCACGGUGACCGAUAAGCCCGAGACCAACGGCGCUGCCCCUGCUCAGGCAACUGAUGCUGCGGCUGCCAGUGCGGAUGAGGGUCGCCGUCUCUACAUUGGAAACCUCGCAUACGCGACCACCGAGGAGGAGCUCAAGCAGUUCUUCAAGGACUACACCAUCGAGACCACCUCGAUCCCGGUGAACCCCCGCACCAACCGCCCGGUCGGCUAUGCUUUUGUGGACAUUGCCACUGCUUCUGAGGCUGCUGCUGCGAUUGAGGCCCUCUCUGGCAAGGAGAUCCUCUCGCGCAAGGUCUCUGUGCAGCUCGCCCGCAAGCCUGAGCCCGCCGAGGCCAAGGAGGGUGCUGCCAGCGGUGGUGAGGGUGCUAGUGGCGCCGAGGGCCGCAAGCGUACUGGUGGCCGUGGUCGUGGCCGUGGCCGUGCCCGCGGUCGUGGCGGCCGUACUGGCCGUAGCCGAACUGUAGGUGAUCUCGAUCGACUCUCAGAGUCUUUUUGGAACAAAUUCUCAUCAUGGAACCAGGGACAGGAUGGCCAGGCAGAUACCGAGCCUGCUGCCGGUGAGGCUCCUCUCGCCGAGGCCACCAACGACAACGAUGCUGGCUCCGAGGCUGGCAAGAACAAGGCUCGCGCAGCUCGCCCCCAGAAGCAGCGUGGCCCUCCCGAUGAUGGCAUUCCCUCCAAGACUAAGGUCAUGGUUGCUAACCUCCCCUACGACCUGACUGAGGACAAGCUCAAGGAGAUCUUCGCCGACUACCAGCCUGUCUCCGCCAAGGUCGCCCUGCGUCCCAUUCCCCGCUUCAUGAUCAAGAAGCUCCAGGCCCGCAACGAGCGCCGCAAGACCCGUGGCUUCGGCUUCGUCAACCUUGCAUCCGAGGAGCUCCAGGCCAAGGCCGUCAGCGAGAUGAACGGUAAGGACAUCGAUGGUCGCGUUAUCGCCGUCAAGGUCGCUAUCGACAGCCCCGGCAAGGAGGAUGACGUUGAUGCUGCCGCCGAGAAGUUCGAGGAGUCUGCUCCUGCCGCCCAGGAGAACGCCGCUCCUGCCACCACCGAGGCUUAA
Messenger RNA from Penicillium arizonense, 1095 nucleotides. RefSeq lists its product as uncharacterized. NCBI's taxonomy places the organism in Eukaryota, Fungi, Ascomycota, Eurotiomycetes, Eurotiales, Aspergillaceae. Gene Ontology annotation, cellular component: cytosol. The record is from RefSeq and is a predicted model, not a curated record. The transcript has 3 exons. Gene Ontology annotation, molecular function: mRNA binding. The coding region runs from base 1 to 1095 and encodes 364 amino acids.